GUGAGACGGGAGUUGACAGCAGAAGAGCAACAUGAAGUCCAACCAGGAGCGGAGUAACGAGAGUUUGCCCCCCAAAAAACGGGAAAUUCUGGCCCUGGAAGAGAAGGCUGUGGUAGUGGCAGCAUCUGCCAGCGAGAGCCAGAGAGGGGGAAACCUGGCGUGGCUCGCGAGUGUGGCCAGUGGGCAGAGCACUGGAGGGCAGUACGACGGACCCCAGCACAAACCCAUCUCCUCAGCCACGGAGUACUCCUCUUCCUCCUGCUCUUCACCCUCCUCGUCCUCCCUCUCCAGAGUUGCAGUGGCUGGAACGGCGUUGACCACUCUCCCUGCGAUUUACUCUUCGCCUCUCUCUCAACCUGCCGGGACCAUCCAGUAUGCCCAACUGCCUCCCAAUGUGCAGUUCAUCAGCCCAGCCUAUGGAGGGCCCUACGCCGGCUACAUCUCCUCCCAGCUCAUCUCCCCAACGGCCACGUCCACCCCCACCCUGGUCCAGCGCCCUCACCUGGAGGCCUACAGCAGCGCUGUGGUUUCGCAGGCCUCCAAAGGCGAGCAGCACCACCUGCUGGGCACCCCUCCUCCGCCCCAGUCCACCCACCCAGCGGGCCAGUAUGUCCAGAUGGCCGGCUCCCCCCUGAGCGUCACCUCGGGGACGGUGGCCUCCCCUGCCGGCCACCUGCCCCUGCAUUCGGCCGUCCUGCCCCACACCCUCACCCUCACGCCCUCGCAGGUGGUGCUCCAGUACGCCGACAGCCCCGUCGCCAAGAAGGACGAGGGGCGGACGCGGGAGCUGCUGAACGGGGAGGUGGAGAAGGGCCGGCGCUACGGGCUGCUGCUGGAGGCCAGCCUGCUGAAGCAGAGUGGAGUGGCCAAGGCCCCGCACGGCCAGCCGCAGCAGCACUACGAGGCUCAGCACGUGGUCAUCCCCGCCGACUACACCCAGGACUCCUCCGGGCUCCGGACCUCCCUGAUGCUGGUGCCCAACAGCCACGGUAACAGCGGCGGUGCUGAGCAGGACUGCAGCCCGGAGAAGCCCCCGUCCUCUGCGGCUCAUGGUGGUGCCGCCCUGGGCAAGCCCAUCUCCAGCAAGGCCUCAUCCUUCACCUUCCCCUCCUCCACUUCCUCAGAGGGGCUGAAGACACACAUCGCCUCUCUCUCCCCACACACCGUCAUCCAGACCACUCCCAGUGCUGCUGAGCAGAUCUCCAUGGGCGUCUCUGCCCCCGGCUUCUACCACGCCCCCCAGCCGCCCAUCAUCGGCUACAUUGCGAGCGGAGGGCAGCAGCAGCAGGCAGUCAGUUACCACGCCACCCUGCCCCAGCACCUGCUCAUCCCGAGCGGGCAGCCCCUGCUGGUCCCAGUCAGCAGCAGCAGUGGAGUGGAGCAGGAGCCCUGCCACGCUGCCGUUACCUCCCACCAGCAAAUCGCUGUGUCGGCCUCACACUCCUACGUGGCCACGGCGAUCCCCAAGUGCGAGCUCGUGGGGGUCGCUGAGCAGCAGGCCGCAGGAGCCUACCCGGCUACAGCGGCCCCCGGAGGCCUGGUGCAGGAUCAGCUGCCUGCCCCUGUGGCCCCCGCCCCCUUGCUGCCCCCCUACUUCAUGAAGGGCUCCAUCAUCCAGCUGGCCGACGGGGAGCUGAAGCGGGUGGAGGACCUGAGGACGGAGGACUUCAUCCAGAGCGCGGAGAUCAGCGGCGAGCUGAAGAUCGACUCCAGCACGGUGGAGCGCAUUGAGGGCAGCCCCACGCCCAACUCCGCCAUCAUCCAGUUUGCUGUGGGAGAGCACAGAGUGCAGGUGAGUGUGGAGGUGCUGGUGGAGUAUCCCUUCUUCGUUUUCGGUCAAGGUUGGUCUUCCUGCUGCCCGGACAGGACCACCCAGCUGUUUGAGCUGUCGUGUGCCAAGCUGUCGGUGGGUGAUGUCUGCAUUUCCCUCACCCUGAAGAACCUGAAGAAUGGCUCUCUGAGGAAGAGCCAGUCUCAGGCGGCUGGAGCCCCGCUGAAGCCCCCCAAGGCAGAAGCGCAUCACCGGGACAGGGGGGGUGACUGCAGGGAGCAGGAGAAUGGACUAGGGCAGUGGGCAGGGGGCGUGGAAGGCAGGGUGGGAGGCACCAUCUCUGAGAACGGGGAACUGAAGUCCGGGGAAAAGACUUGCACACCCCAGGCACCAAAAACAGACUCUGGAGGCACUGAUCGACCUUCUGGGCGUAAGAGAAGAUGGUCAGCCCCAGAAGGCCGGCAGGUGGAGAAGUCAGGUGAGGGGCCAUCCCCACCCCUGCCCAAAACCACAUUUAUCCCUCAGGAGGUUAAGAUCUGCAUUGAAGGUAGAUCAAAUAUAGGCAAGUGAACAGUAAAAGGACUUUUUUUGCAAAUGGGGGAAUGAGAGAAACCUGAUUCAGUUACAUUUGUCUUUCUUUUUUUUUUCUUUUUUUUGCCUAUCCAGAUUUCUGUACUGUAGGCUAAAUUUACCACACACGUUCAUGCUAUAAUUUUGCUUUAGGUCUGUGUGGUUCCUACACAUACGGCCUGUUUAAGCUUAAUCCUUGACUAAAUUUAGUUUUGCAUGGAGAAUUUCCAUUCAAAAUUGAAUUUCAGUCUAGCACUAGACUUAAUCUGUGUCUGUGAAACUGGCCCAUAGAGUUUUUACAUUUUUUUACAUUGCACAGGCUAUGGAAAUAGUUCCAGAAUUCUCAAGCAAGUUUGUUUGGGGGACUGCAGUGUAUCAUGCAUACAUACAUAGGCAGGUGCAUUGCUUGACUCCAUUAUGAAAAAUAAGCUGGUCUCCUUCCUUUAUAUCCCAUUUACACACUUCUCAUCCCCUUCCAAGGAUGGGACAGGAACAGACAGUGUGGCACAUCGUUCAAGGUUGCAGGAGACGCAGGAUGUUGAAAGGCUGUGGUCCGGUCCUGUCACUGAGAGAUGGCAGUAGAGUUCAUGUCACAUGACCAGCUCAGUCAUAUCACUGGCGCUGUUUAUUUUCUAGCCCCUUGCAUUCUGACCACACCGCUCCAAGGCAAGGGCAGGACAUCACCGUGGGCUCACUUCCUCAUAGCAUCUGUGCGCUAAGGCUGCAGAAUCUGGAAUGUCAGCACUUUACCUACCGCGUUUGGUGGAAUGGCGGAACCACUCCUGCCAUGCGCCUCCCUACCCCCAACCUCACUGUUUCCAUGGCAAUGGGGGGUGCAAGUGGGAGUUGACAUGAUGUCAGCCAACUCAUGCGUUCUAUCCCUUUUUUAAGAUUUGAGUGUAUUUUUUUGUCAUUUGUUAGUCUCAUAGAUAGCAUUUACCUUUUCAUGGGAUCCUGUCUGAAUUACAGACCAUGUGGAAAGACAGUGGAUACCUUGGAUAAUCUGCUUAUGUCUCAAAGAUAUGUGGUGGCUGCCAGAGACGGAGGACUACCCUGCUGUAAAAUACAGCUAUGCCUGCUUGCCCAGCUUGAAAAUUGAGCUGAUCAAGCUGGUCAUAAGAUAGUCUAGCUGGGUAUGAGCAAGUCAACCAGUUAGUGCUGGUCAACCAGCUACCAGCUGUUACAAACAUAGUUUGAGCUGUUCAAAACCUAGCUUCAGCUGGUUUUUCAGCAAGGUGCAUCCGCCUCAGUAGCAGAGUGCAGGCUGUGGGGGGAGAGUGAGGCCUCAUCAGGCUCAUAAUGGAUCUAACUGCCACACGCUUUCAUUGAUUGACUUACACAACAGAAUCAACACAUUUUUUGCUCAAUGUCAAAGCACUUUGAUUUGUUCAAGUCAGUGAGUCUGACUGCCUCACUCUCCCAUUGCUAAGAGCAGGGCACCCAGAACUGGCCUCUGGGCCUUAUUGCUGCUGCACUAUGCUCAUUAUACAGACACGUCUCAGUUCACUGUGGGUGGCAGCCAAAGGCUCAAACCUACAGCCAGGGGUGGUUCUGCGAAAAAUGAUCUGUAGUUAAUCUAACAAGUAUUAAUGAACACAUACUGUAUAUUCUGUUUUUUGUAAACCUGUUUGAAAAGCAAAGCAAUCACUUGUGUGCAAAGCAGCCACAAGAAAGUGUUUUGUGAAACAAACCAAGCACUGCAAAGUUGGUGAUCCUUGAACAACUUUUAAAAGCUUGGCAAUGUCCAACCAAACACUUUCCCUGGGUUUCUGGGUGCCUUUUCAGUGAUUACAGAAUCCACUGCUGAACUGCUGAUGUGUCUGUGGACAGCCCCAGUGAUGGUGGAGUCAGAAGGUCACUUUAAAGGGAAACGGUGCUGAUCAGAGAGGGGAUGGAGGAUCUCUACCCACAGCACGAUGUUUACAUUAUUUUUGUUAUAGAACUGAGGCUUUGCCUGUAUAAACACACUGUCUCUCUGUCAGAUAUUUUACAUUCAAAGCACAUUUACUUUUAUAUGUCAUGCUCCCAUUAUGUGAGGUUUAUACACUAUUUGGGUGGUAUUUAACCUCUAGCCACAAAUUUACUUUAAUUAGCAGAUUUCCUCCAGGCCCCUUCCUGUGGAUGCGGAAAUAUGAAUCAUUUUCACUACUGCUGUCUGGCCUUAGAGGCAUCUCUGUAGCACAAUGCAUUUUUAUGUUUUUCCCCAUUUCAGUAGCUGGACAUUUUAAGACUCUUUCUCAUGGGAAAGAUGGUGCGGAGAAAAUGGAAUACAUUUUUUUGAAAUACAACCUGUUGGUAGAUAACCCAAGAAGAUUGAAUGAUUUCAAAUCUUAUAUGUCCAAACUGUUCUUUUUUAGCUAAUGUCAGCAGCCCAAAAGUGCAAUGUACAAUCACAAUGUGCUGGCAGGGAAAGGGGUUUUUGUCUGAGAAAGCAAGUGUGAUAAUGAACCAAGCUGAGAUUCUUAAUCUCUCGUAUUUUAUCUAGAAAUGGAAUUAUCACUUGUCCACUCCGUCAUGAGUGCAGGAGCACUAUGUAUGGACAAGUUAGGUGAGACAUAUCCAGCUUGUCAUAUAGUUUAAAGUGUCUAAUUAGAGAGACCCCUUGAAUGAUACCACCCUGUUUCAAUGUUCAUCACAGCUGAAGGUGCAGGCCACAGGCCAGUCCCUGACCAGACAAUCAGUGCAGGCAUAUGAUGUCAUCAAACGGCAGCAGUCAUCCCUGAAGAUGAAGAGGGCUUUUAUUUAUUUUUUAUUUCUUUCCUUUUUUAACUACUAUGUUACAAGAGAAUUGUGGAGUAUGUUUUUAGCUCCAAUAAUUCUAUUUUCUUGUUAUUGUGUUGCCUGUUUGUUUCUACUUGGUUUAACCCGCUUAUAAUCUUUACAGUGUUUUUGUGGGGUAUUUGACAGGAAGGUUUAAAUAAGAAUAUCCUCACUUUGAACAUCAUGGGAAUAUAGAUAUGUGAAAAAAGUCUCAGACUCUGAAAUUAUUAUUUGGUAACUGAAAUUGUUCCUUUAUCAAUGUUCAAGGUUCUACCCACAAACAUGUGAGAGGUGUCCGUCACCUGCAUCUAUGCAUUGUCAUAUAUAUAUGUAUGUGUAUGCUUGUGCACAUACACAUAUGUAUUUAUGAUACAUGCAUGAUUUGUGCAUGCAUAUUGUUUUCUGCAGUACGCAUUCACAAAUGCACGUGUGCACAUACUCACAUGCACACUUUUUCCAUGAAACACUGAAAUGACCUGCUUGUGUUUUGUGCGUGAAAACAAUACUUAGUGAUUUCCAUGUUCUGUACUGUAGUGUGUGCAUAUUUGUGUAUAUACUGUUUUGUACAGUAUACACACAGUAUAUACGUAUAUAAUGAAAAAUUCAGUGUUUUCUGUUUAACGUUAUACUUUAAGAAUCUUGCAAUUUGCACAGCUGGAGAGUUUGAGAUAUUUUUGGGGGGGCUUGGGGGUACAACGAAUGUUGGGAAUUCAUUUACCUAAAUGUAGCAGUGACCAGUACUUUACAAUGCCAAGAUCUUCCCACAAGCCCUGCAAGUGGGUCUUCUCUUCUCUUAUUAUCAUGUAGGAAAGGAACAGGAAGAAUCAUGCACACAUCAUUUCCUAGCUCUCUGAUUGGCCUCAGAGGCCUGCCAGUCAAGAGAGAGGCGUGUUCACAGCACAGUGAGCCACGUUUGCAAUUAAUCAAGUGCAUGGUUGAGUACACCAAUGCAGAUUUUAAAUGCUUUAUUUUUGCAGUGAAACAGGGUCUCUUGGAUUAAUAAUGCAACAUGCAUUUUAUUCAUAUUGUCUUUGAGGGAUUGGUGUUAGGGAGACCUUCCGGAUAGAGUGGUUCUGUUUGCUCACAGAAUUUACACAUCAUCUAAAAUCCCAGUUGUGUAUAGUUGCAGUCAUAUCAUGAUCCACAACAACAAUGCUGUCAGUGUGUGUAACCUUCAGGGAAUACUUUACAGGAAGAUUGUGAGGUUUAUUGGUUUAGGGUUUUUUAAUGUGUAGAAGUUAUUUAACAAGUGUGCUAAUCCAUUCUACCAGCACAAAACAAAAAAUGUGAGUGGGACUCUUAUUGUGUUUAGUGUUUUCAUCAUUGAAUGAAUUAACUCAACCAAAAGAGUACCCCCUCCCAAAUCACUUUAAGCAGAAAUGAACAGAGACAGGAUACUGUUUAUUUUGUUUGACUGUUUUGUUUUACAGUUGCAUGGCCUACCAUUUAGAAACUUCAGGGAACUUUAACAAUAACACUCUUACAACACAAUAUGCAGUGAAAGUCUCUUGGUAUUUUAUUUUAAUACGACUUGUGUGUGUCCAACCCCACUUCACAUAAUGACCUCAUCAGCCCUUUAUGACUACAAUGCUUGACCAGCCUGAUUUCCCCAGUUCUGGAACUUUCUAUACCACACCAUUGUUUAAUUGUGUUGAUUCUGAUCAACUCACCUUGAUUUGGUUUUCUGUUUUUUUUUUUCUUCCUCCAAGUCGAGGCCUGGUAGUGGGAUGCUUUGGAAAUGACGUAUGAGGUAGCAAGGCCAUCUAUAUCUUGGCAUCAGGUCAGCCAUUUGGUUUUUUGUUUGUUUGUGCAAUACCAAUAAUUUUUCUCUCCCAUUGUGCCAACUCGGAGUGGUGAGUGAGUCAUUACCCUCUGCCUGCCCCCCAUCCCUUAACCCACCCCUGUUAUUCUAUUGUCCUGUGUUUUGGACAUUUCUCUUUUACAGUCUUUUGCCUCGAACUGGAGAAUAUGCAGACAGGGAGUGAACCAUACCUGGUUAUCCACGUGCCUCUUUUACCACGUGCAGCUUGCAAUACAUCAUCCAAUCACUGCAUCACACUGUUAUGAUCCUAAAACAUGCCAUUUUCAGUCUUCACAUCAGGGUACGUUCCUGAGAAUUUUUUCUUUUUAGUUAUUGUCAGAAUAAAGACAGUGGAAAUGAAAGGAAGAUGGAACAGUCCAUGAAAAGCAAUGUUCUUAGAAAUAUAUAUUUAUUUGUUUUUGCAGAAUAGUUCCAUGCCGUAGGGAGCUGACAAUGAUGUCACCUGCCAAAGUGUACGCAACAAUAUAUGAUCAACAAUGUUCUGUCUCCCAAGUAAGAGUCUGAUAGCGGUAUGUGUGACAGAAAGCAGUCUGUGGAAUCCCUUAGCAGGCUGCCACUGACCAUGGAUGCCUUACUGAGUGCAUCUGGUGUCUUCUAUUCUUAGCACCUUAGCAUACCCCCAUCUUUGUUUUUGAUGGUCAGCAUUUCCAGUGUGAAAUGUUUUGAAACAAUAUUGAGGAAAUAUUUCCUUUAGGUCACAGGACAGAAGCAACUGCAUGUGACAUCAUCCCUCACUCCCCACUGAAGGCCAAAAAUCUUAGAUUUUACUCAGGGAAGGGGCUGGUGUGUGUGUGUGUGUGUGUGUGUGUCUACGCAUUUGUGUGUGUG
Conger conger (European conger) is the source of this 7751-nucleotide messenger RNA. RefSeq names its product ataxin 1b (gene atxn1b). The coding region runs from base 32 to 2341 and encodes 769 amino acids. The record is from RefSeq and is a predicted model, not a curated record. Lineage: Eukaryota; Metazoa; Chordata; Actinopteri; Anguilliformes; Congridae. Gene Ontology annotation, cellular component: nucleus. Gene Ontology annotation, molecular function: RNA binding; protein binding. The transcript is spliced from 2 exons. Gene Ontology annotation, biological process: negative regulation of transcription by RNA polymerase II; nervous system development.